Molecule: messenger RNA, 4167 nt
Organism: Apodemus sylvaticus (European woodmouse)
Lineage: Eukaryota; Metazoa; Chordata; Mammalia; Rodentia; Muridae
Gene: Mybpc3
Product: myosin binding protein C3
Exons: 33
Molecular function (GO): protein binding
Source: RefSeq, a predicted model, not a curated record
AUGCCCGAGCCUGGGAAGAAGCCAGUGUCAGCCUUCAUCAAGAAGCCGAGGUCAGCGGAGGUGACCGCAGGCAGUGCUGCUGUGUUCGAGGCUGAGACGGAGCGGUCAGGCGUGAAGGUGCGGUGGCAGCGGGAUGGCAGCGACAUCGCUGCCAAUGACAAGUAUGGUUUGGCGGCAGAGGGCAAGCGGCACACGCUGACAGUGCGGGAUGUCGGCCCUGGCGACCAGGGCUCCUACGCGGUCAUUGCAGGCUCCUCAAAGGUCAAGUUCGACCUCAAGGUCACAGAGCCAGAGAAGGCAGAAUCUGUAGCUGCUCCAACCUCUUUGGAGGCUCCAGAAGCCCCCAAAGAAGUCCCUGUUACGGCCACUGAAUUGGAAGAAAAUGUCUCAAGUCCUGAAGGGUCAGUCUCAGUAACCCAGGAUGGCUCAGCCACAGGGAAUCAGGGAGCCCCUGACGACCCUAUUGGCCUCUUUCUGAUGCGACCACAGGAUGGUGAGGUGACCGUGGGCGGCAGCAUUGUCUUCUCAGCCCGAGUGGCUGGGGCCAGCCUCCUGAAGCCGCCUGUAGUCAAGUGGUUCAAGGGCAAGUGGGUGGACCUGAGCAGCAAGGUGGGCCAGCACCUGCAGCUGCACGACAGCUACGACAGAGCCAGCAAGGUCUACCUGUUUGAGCUGCACAUCACAGACGCUCAGGCCACCUCUGCCGGGGGCUACCGUUGCGAGGUGUCCACCAAGGACAAAUUUGACAGCUGCAACUUCAACCUCACUGUCCACGAGGCCAUUGGUUCUGGAGACUUGGACCUCAGAUCAGCUUUCCGACGCACGAGCCUGGCUGGAGCAGGUCGGAGAACCAGUGACAGCCAUGAAGACGCUGGAACCCUGGACUUUAGUUCCCUGCUGAAGAAGAGGGACAAGCAGGGACUGCCUUGAGCUUCCCAGUGGGCUGUGGGACACAGGGACUCAAAGCUGGAGGCCCCUGCUGAAGAAGAUGUGUGGGAGAUCCUGAGGCAGGCGCCACCGUCAGAAUAUGAGCGCAUCGCCUUCCAGCAUGGAGUCACAGACCUGAGAGGCAUGCUGAAGAGGCUCAAGGGCAUGAAGCACGAUGAAAAGAAGAGCACAGCCUUUCAGAAGAAGCUGGAGCCUGCCUACCAGGUGAACAAGGGUCACAAGAUCCGGCUUACUGUGGAGCUGGCCGAUCCCGACGCUGAAGUCAAGUGGCUUAAGAAUGGACAGGAGAUCCAGAUGAGUGGCAGCAAGUACAUCUUCGAGUCCAUCGGUGCCAAGCGCACCCUGACCAUCAGCCAGUGCUCACUGGCUGACGACGCAGCCUACCAGUGUGUGGUAGGGGGAGAGAAAUGCAGCACAGAACUCUUCGUAAAAGAGCCCCCGGUGCUGAUAACUCGGUCCCUGGAAGAUCAACUGGUGAUGGUGGGUCAGCGGGUGGAGUUUGAGUGUGAGGUCUCAGAAGAAGGGGCCCAAGUCAAAUGGCUGAAGGAUGGGGUGGAGCUGACUCGAGAGGAGACCUUCAAAUACCGGUUCAAGAAAGAUGGGCAGAAACACCACUUGAUCAUCAAUGAAGCCACCCUGGAGGAUGCGGGGCACUAUGCGGUUCGCACGAGCGGGGGCCAGGCGCUGGCUGAACUCAUUGUGCAAGAGAAGAAGCUGGAGGUGUACCAGAGCAUCGCGGACCUGGCCGUGGGAGCCAAGGACCAGGCCGUGUUUAAGUGUGAGGUUUCGGAUGAGAACGUGCGUGGCGUGUGGCUGAAGAACGGCAAGGAAUUGGUGCCCGACAGCCGCAUAAAGGUGUCCCACAUAGGCCGGGUCCACAAACUGACCAUUGACGACGUCACACCUGCCGACGAGGCUGACUACAGCUUUGUGCCUGAAGGGUUCGCCUGCAACCUGUCUGCCAAACUUCACUUCAUGGAGGUCAAGAUUGACUUUGUGCCUAGGCAGGAACCUCCCAAGAUCCACUUGGACUGUCCUGGCAGCACACCUGACACCAUCGUGGUUGUUGCUGGCAACAAAUUGCGCCUGGAUGUUCCUAUUUCUGGGGACCCUGCUCCCACUGUGGUCUGGCAAAAGACUGUAACACAGGGGAGGAAGGCCUCAGCUGGGCCACCCCCUGAUGCCCCGGAGGUUGCAGGUGCUGAUGAGGAGUGGGUGUUUGAUAAGAAGCUGUUGUGUGAAACUGAGGGCCGGGUCCGUGUGGAGACCACCAAAGACCGCAGCAUCUUCACAGUAGAAGGUGCGGAGAAGGAAGAUGAAGGUGUCUACACUGUCACAGUAAAGAACCCUGUGGGCGAGGACCAGGUCAACCUCACAGUCAAGGUCAUUGAUGUGCCCGAUGCUCCUGCGGCCCCGAAGAUCAGCAAUGUGGGCGAGGACUCCUGCACCGUGCAGUGGGAGCCGCCUGCCUACGAUGGCGGGCAGCCGGUCCUGGGAUACAUCCUGGAGCGCAAGAAGAAAAAGAGCUACAGGUGGAUGAGGCUCAACUUUGAUCUGCUGCGGGAGCUGAGCCACGAGGCGAGGCGCAUGAUCGAGGGCGUGGCCUAUGAGAUGAGAGUCUACGCAGUCAAUGCUGUGGGGAUGUCCAGGCCGAGCCCUGCCUCUCAGCCCUUCAUGCCUAUCGGGCCCCCUGGUGAACCAACCCACUUGACUGUGGAGGAUGUGUCGGACACCACCGUCUCACUCAAGUGGCGGCCCCCAGAGCGCGUGGGUGCAGGGGGCCUGGAUGGAUACAGUGUGGAGUACUGCCAGGAAGGCUGCUCCGAGUGGGUGACUGCUCUGCAGGGGCUGACAGAGCGCAUGUCGCUGCUGGUGAAGGACCUACCCACUGGGGCACGGCUGCAGUUCCGAGUGCGGGCACACAAUGUGGCGGGUCCUGGGGGCCCUGUCAUCACCAAGGAGCCUGUGACGGUGCAGGAGAUACUGCAGCGACCACGGCUCCAGCUGCCCAGACACCUGCGCCAGACCAUCCAGAAGAAAGUUGGGGAGCCUGUGAACCUCCUCAUCCCUUUCCAGGGCAAACCCCGGCCUCAAGUGACCUGGACCAAAGAGGGGCAGCCACUGGCGGGUGACGAGGUGAGCAUCCGUAACAGCCCCACAGACACAAUCUUGUUUAUCCGAGCUGCCCGCCGCACCCACUCGGGCACCUACCAGGUGACGGUUCGCAUCGAGAACAUGGAGGACAAGGCAACGCUGAGCCUGCAGAUCGUGGACAAGCCAAGUCCUCCCCAGGACAUCCGGAUUGUUGAGACUUGGGGUUUCAAUGUGGCUCUGGAGUGGAAGCCACCCCAAGAUGACGGCAAUACAGAGAUCUGGGGUUAUACUGUACAGAAAGCUGACAAGAAGACCAUGGAGUGGUUCACUGUUUUCGAACAUUACCGACGCACUCACUGUGUGGUAUCAGAGCUUAUCAUUGGCAAUGGCUACUACUUCCGGGUCUUCAGCCAUAACAUGGUGGGUUCCAGUGACAAAGCCGCAGCCACCAAGGAGCCUGUCUUUAUCCCAAGACCAGGCCUCACAUAUGAGCCACCCAAAUACAAGGCCCUGGACUUCUCUGAGGCCCCAAGCUUCACCCAGCCCUUGGCAAACCGCUCCAUCAUUGCAGGCUAUAACGCCAUCCUCUGCUGUGCUGUCCGAGGUAGUCCUAAGCCCAAGAUUUCCUGGUUCAAGAAUGGCCUGGAUCUGGGAGAAGAUGCUCGUUUCCGCAUGUUCUGCAAGCAGGGAGUGCUGACCCUGGAGAUCAGGAAGCCCUGCCCCUACGAUGGCGGUGUCUACGUCUGCAGGGCCACCAACCUGCAGGGCGAGGCACAGUGUGAAUGCCGCCUGGAGGUGCGAGUUCCUCAGUGACCAGGCUGGCCCCCAGAGAUGGCUAGGUACAAGUGGAUGCCAGCCUGUGUACCAGAAGCCCAGAAGGGAGUUGGAGGAGCACCGUUUUCUGCUACUGCAUGUGUGUGUGUGUGUGUGUGUGUGUGUAAACCUGUGCAUCCUGAAAGGACUGGCCAGCAGUUAUGCCAGGCGGGUCUGGUGGGUUCUGCAGAAACUGAAGUCACACCUCCUAAGGAGUGCUGUUAACAUUGGGAGCAUGAAGUGAAGUGGCGACUGGGGACAGGCCCUUCUGGCUGGCUCAUUGUAUAAGAGCAAUAAAAGAUCAGUGCAGUC